Messenger RNA from Brassica oleracea var. oleracea, 541 nucleotides. RefSeq names its product dnaJ protein ERDJ3B-like. Gene Ontology annotation, molecular function: Hsp70 protein binding. Gene Ontology annotation, biological process: protein refolding. Gene Ontology annotation, cellular component: cytoplasm. The record is from RefSeq and is a predicted model, not a curated record. The transcript is spliced from 4 exons. Bases 30 to 413 code for a protein of 127 amino acids. Lineage: Eukaryota; Viridiplantae; Streptophyta; Magnoliopsida; Brassicales; Brassicaceae.
UCUUAUAAAGCAAACAUUAUUUCAUUUAUAUGAAACUCGUUUUGAAGUAUCAUCCUGAUAAGAAUCAAGGAAACGAUGAAGCUACUCGCAAGUUCGCUGAGAUCAAUAAGGUUCCGAAUCAAAGCACCACAUGCCCGUUUCGGAGAGAUGGCAACGAUUUACACAUGACCAUCAACAUUACACUGGUUGAGGCGCUAGUUGGUUUUGAGAAAUCAUUUAAACACUUGGAUGAUCACGGAGUUGACAUCGGUUCCAAGGGAAUUACAAAUCCCAAGGAAGUGAAGAAGUUCAAAGGAGAAGGGAUGCCACUCCACUACAGCACAAAGAAAGGCAACCUUGUCACUUUUGAGGUUAUGUUUCCUUCGUCUCUCACUGAGGAUCAGAAAAAGAAGAUCAAAGAAGUCUUGGCUUAGUACUCCUCUCUUUAGAAAUUUGUUGUUUAAAUAUAACUUGUAAUGAUUUUGAUCAUUGUCUUUUUAUGUAUUAAAUUCUUUCAUGAUUUCACUAAAAUAUGAUUUAUUUACACGAGGUUUUCUUUGCA